This is a messenger RNA of Drosophila nasuta, 1204 nucleotides long. RefSeq names its product Cuticular protein 66D (gene Cpr66D). The coding region runs from base 130 to 957 and encodes 275 amino acids. Gene Ontology annotation, cellular component: extracellular matrix. The transcript is spliced from 3 exons. The record is from RefSeq and is a predicted model, not a curated record. NCBI's taxonomy places the organism in Eukaryota, Metazoa, Arthropoda, Insecta, Diptera, Drosophilidae.
AGAUACAUUUGAGGCUUGGAGUGGGACGUGCGCGUUGUUUAUUGUCGAACCGAAAAAAGUGAAGUGUAAUAGCAGCAAACAGUAAAUACUACUCAAAUAGUAUACAAGCAAUCAAACCCGUCUAUAACAAUGCAACUUUUGCUCGUGGUGGCCACGGUCGCGAUCUGUGGAGUCGCUCAAGCGCAGCAGGGCGUCGAUCCCGCCUAUUUGCGUCAGUAUUACCAGCAGUUGCAGCAGCAACAGCACCAGCAACAGCCUUCCGAUGGUACGCCCAUCUACGAGCAGAACUCCGAGCAGACGCAGCAGUAUGUGAGUGCGGGUCAGCAGAUCAGGCUCAAGGAUACGGUGUCGGAGCAGAUACGCGCCCAGCAGCAGCAGCAACAGCAGCAAGGAUAUGUGGCGCCAGCCGUCAGAGAUUAUCUGCAACAGCCGCAGUAUCAAUCGCAGCCACAACAGAGCGCCUAUCGUCCCCAGCCUCAGGCUGCUCCCGCGCCUCCACGUCGCAUUCAGCCUUCGUAUCAGCCACAAUCCUCGCUGCUGGGCAAAGGACAACACAAGCUGCAGUCGCAUCCACAGCAGCAGGCAGAGGAGGAGGAGCAAUACGAUGAUCAAAACUCCUCGUAUCAGUUUGGCUUCGAUGUGAAAGACGAUGAAUUCACCAACUAUCAGAAUCGCAAGGAGGUUCGCGAUGGUUCCGUCAUCAAGGGCAGCUACUCGGUUGUCGAUUCGGAUGGUUUCAUUCGCACCGUCAAGUAUACCGCUGAUCCCAAGGAGGGUUUCAAGGCUGAGGUGAUUCGUGAACCCACCGACAUUGUGGUGAAGAUUCCCACACCUCCUCCACCAACGCAGCUGCUGCGCGCCGGCGCUCACAAGGCGCCCCAGGAGUACAGCUCGGGCAAGCAGCAGUAUCAGCAUCAGCCUCAGCAGCAGCAGCCACAGUACCAUCAGUACCAGUAAGAUGGGCGGAUGGAUGAGAGAGGCUAAACAGUUCAUACUACAAGUACUUCUUGAAAGUUCCGCCAAGUCCAUGUGACUGCUUGUAACAUACAUUCCGUUCAUCGUUCAUCGCACAUGGCAUCAAAACAUACGACUUUCCUUAGUUUGUAGUAAUAUAUUUGUAUGUAAUAACAUAAUUAUGUUUGCGAUCAAAAUUUCUUGUAUAACUUUCUGGCUUAGAAUAUUUAAUUAAAAAUUUAUAAACAAA